UCUUAAUAUAAAACUUUCUUUCUUCUGCGUCUCCGGCCAAAACCUUUUCUCUCAGUCGACUGUCUCCGCACGGGACAUCCCAGUUCGUUUAGGUCUUCAUCACUUCUUCGGAGACCCUCUUUUCGGCUGUUCUUUCCCUUAUAUAUAUUCGUGUACUCAAACAGAUGGCGUUUAGAGGGCGUGGAUUUGGACGGGGAUUUGGACGGGGGGGUCGUGGAAAUUUUGGUACCCCGGAGCCUUUUAUUCUUUUCCCAGAAGAUGUACAGUUACCUGAUAUCAAUGAUAUCAAAGAGGAAAGGGCUUUAGUCAUUGCAAACAACAAAAUGCAGAGUUAUUGGAAAUCUUCUCCUUAUUAUCUAGAGAUGCCAACAAAGAGAAAAAGCGAAGAGAAUGAUAUCGAACGAUAUUCUGAUAGAAACAAAGCAAAUAAUCGAGCUAAACGUCUUUCUUUUGGACAUUUCCUAAAGCUUGAAGAUAGAUAUUUCCCUGCAGAGCUAUUUCAAGGUAAGAGAAAGGUGGAAUACAACCAAAGCAAAGGAUUUUCGCGUCAGAACAAAGACCAAAUGAAGCUUGACAAGUUUGACCUGUAUGAGAAUCUUGAAAGGAAGGCCGUGGAUCAAGAAAGUAAAGGUGGGAACGAAAAGAAGAAACAGAAUGAGAACGAGAACGAGAGUGACAAUGAAGAACCGGAGGAUGCGGAGGAAAGUGGCGAAGAGAGUGGGGAUGACUAUGAUAAGUUUGAAAAUCCUGACGACGAUGACGAUGAAUAUAAUCCGCCAGAAGAUGAUAAUCCUGAUGAUGACAAUGUUUAUGAAGAUUGAUGUUUCUCUGGUUGCAUCAAAAUCCAGUCUUUGGCAAAGUUGGGUAUCAAGUUUUGGCAACUUGGGUUUCGGCAAUUUAAGCUUAGGGAGUUCUGUCAUGGGAAAUUCAUGUUUUGGGCAGAGUUGGAACUACAUCGAGCUUUGGCACGUCUGACUUCUUGGUUAGAGGUCCUGGUAACUGAUUGUUGGUGAUUCACAUGGUGAAAAACAAAUUGUUACU
Messenger RNA from Papaver somniferum (opium poppy), 1041 nucleotides. RefSeq names its product pheromone-processing carboxypeptidase KEX1-like. The record is from RefSeq and is a predicted model, not a curated record. Gene Ontology annotation, biological process: transcription by RNA polymerase III. The coding region runs from base 165 to 821 and encodes 218 amino acids. The transcript has 9 exons. NCBI's taxonomy places the organism in Eukaryota, Viridiplantae, Streptophyta, Magnoliopsida, Ranunculales, Papaveraceae. Gene Ontology annotation, cellular component: RNA polymerase III complex.